Rhineura floridana is the source of this 637-nucleotide messenger RNA. RefSeq lists its product as uncharacterized. The record is from RefSeq and is a predicted model, not a curated record. The transcript is spliced from 2 exons. Lineage: Eukaryota; Metazoa; Chordata; Lepidosauria; Squamata; Rhineuridae. Bases 68 to 637 code for a protein of 189 amino acids.
CUGUUACUUAGAUGAUAUCCUGGUGUUCUCAAAGAACCAGGAAGACCACGACCAGCAUGUGAAGACGAUGUUGAAGAGACUGAGAGAAAAUCACCUGUAUGCUAAAUUAGAGAAAUGUGGAUUUGACCUCAAGUCUCUAGACUUCCUUGGAUAUCGAAUCUCAGCGGAAGGCGUGGAGAUGGACCCAGGGAAAGUAAGCUGCAUAUUGGACUGGGGCCAACCUGUCACCAAAAAGGAUGUACAACGGUUUUUGGGGUUUGCCAAUUAUUACAGAAAGUUCAUUCCAGGGUUUUCCAAAUUAACAGCUCCUCUGACUGACUGCUUAAGGGGGAAGAAGAAGUUUCAAUGGACAGAGAACGCCACCGAGGCCUUUGAGGAGCUGAAGAGAAGGUUUGCUACUGAGCCCAUUCUGCGCUUUGCUGAUCCGAACUGCCCUUUCGUAGUGGAAGCAGAUACUUCAGAUUUUGCCAUUGGGGGGGUCCUGCUUCAAAUAGACCAAGAAGGGAAGGAGCUAAGAAUUGGCACCUUGAUUAUUUGCUUAAUCAUCAAAAGAGAAUUUGAUUGGGAUGUAGGAAGACCUGAUAUAAGAGGACAUCCAACUAGCCUGGAUUGGCAGACAAUAGAACAUCCUCUCUAA